This is a messenger RNA of Phyllopteryx taeniolatus (common seadragon), 2445 nucleotides long. It is a transcript of the gene lrrc71, whose product is annotated as leucine rich repeat containing 71. The record is from RefSeq and is a predicted model, not a curated record. The coding region runs from base 450 to 1964 and encodes 504 amino acids. Gene Ontology annotation, molecular function: protein binding. The transcript is spliced from 17 exons. NCBI's taxonomy places the organism in Eukaryota, Metazoa, Chordata, Actinopteri, Syngnathiformes, Syngnathidae.
AAUUAUUUUUUUCAUAUGUAAAAUGUUGAGGAUGUCACCCAACCUUACGUGAUACAGUGAUAAAAUAAGCAGAUAAUGAACUACCGAAUGAAAUAUUCAGUGACGGUGUGAAUGGUUUCCGAUCGCUAUGUACUGUGUGAUUCAGCGACAACCAGUCCAGAGUGUAGUCUGUCUUUUGGAGAAAUCGUUAUUUAGUAAGAUUUGACCAAUAACAAAAAAAAAAAAUAUAUGUGAGCGUAGUUUGCAGUAGUACAAAAUUGCACUGCAUCAUACUGGGAGAGGUGCUUGCUAGAUAGUGGUUAAAUGAGGGAACCAAAUGGCUUUAAACGGUUGCUUUGUUGGACGAUAACGUCCUGCAUUACAGUUGACAAGAUCUCGCGAUUCUUUGAUUUAGUGUUCCCAUAGUGACGGGGGUAAGGCUUCCCUAGCAACAAUUUAAGAGGACAAACAUGGCGAGAAAGAAACCAGCUAAAGACAAGUCCGAGAAGAAUUCUGAAGUUGAAGAGUCGGCGCCGAUACAAACAGGAGCAACUUCAGAUGAAACAUCAGCCACUCGAACCUUUGACGACUAUGAGUGUUCUGGCAGUGUGAUGGCCGACUUUCCUGGGCUCUGUGCUCUUUUGGAUAUGAAAAAUAUCCCAGCACUCAAGACCAAAUCCAGCUCCUCCAACCAAGAAAGCACCACAGCAGGUGGCAGGCCGUCCCAUAAAAAGCCUGUGCAUGAUGUGUUUAAGCCACACCUCCAAGUGGAACUGGAGAAUGGAGACCCUUAUUGCACAACGGGCAUGAAGAUCUUUGGAUGGACAGUAGAUGAACCAAUCAUCCGAGUGCUAAGUAAGAUGAUUUCGUCCUUGCCUACUCUCCACAGCAUUGAUUUUUGGCAGGCUGGAUUGACGGAUCCGAUGGUUAUCACUCUCGCAAAUGCAGUAUGUGCGUGCAUGAGCCUGAGGGUUAUAACAUUAGAGGGCAAUCCUCUGGUAGAUCACAGCCACCACCUUUUUCUUUCUGAAGGAAGUGUCCUCACUCACUUGAACCUGCGCAACAAUCGGAUUGAAGAUGAGGGCGCGCGUCUUCUUGGGGCCGGUCUCUCGACCAGCACGUCUGCAAACUGGAGCCUCACCUCACUCAACCUCUCGUUCAACCAUAUCGGCGACGUAGGUGCCGGACAUAUUGCAAAGGGCCUGCGGUUCAAUCGGACUUUGCUGUUCCUCUCACUGUCCAACAAUCACAUUGGAGACUCAGGAGCUAUACAAUUGGCCACGGUUUUUGGUGAGGUUGUGCUAACUCAUGAAGAAAUUGUGCAGAGGAGGAAACUACUUCUAAACAAAACACAUCCUUCAUCUUCCGUUGUCGAUGUUGACCAAUCGUGUACUGCCAAGCUGUCCAGUGACCAAGUCCCAUCUGUAGCCGGCAACACCUCACUAAACUCCAAUAAAGGGGAGAACAAAAGUACUGCUAAAAAACGGGAAUCAUCUAAACCAGAUGGAAAACGGGCUCCGACCAAAGACCAAAAGUGUCUUAAGAAAUGGACGCGGGUGUGCUGGAGCCUAUCCCAUCUGACUUUGGGCGAGAGGCAGGCUGAAGGUCAAGACAUGGAGGAAAAAAACAAUGUGUAUGAUCAGGAGCACAAGAAGCCAGUGGAGAUGGUGAGCCCCCUCCUGAAUGAGGCUCUGCAGCAGAGGAACGGAGAGCUCAUUCUGCCUGGAAACACCACUCUUGCCUCCCUCAGCCUCGCGGGAAACAGGAUAACAGAGCUGUCACUGCCUCAGUUCCUGACUUCCUUACAGAUGCAAGAUGGAGGUAAAGGUCUGCUGCGUCUCUGUCUGCAGAGAAACCACUUUGCUGCAGAGUGUGACACCUUUAUGAGGAUAAAGGAACUGAUGACACUCAGAGACCCUCUGAACAAAAAAAGUGAAGAAGAGACUGAGGAAGAGGGUGAGGGUUCACAAUGUUCAGACAAUUAAACUUCAGGAGAACAGUCAAAUUCUCUUUUAUGGACUUUGUAAACACGCUAACACGUUUUUUUUUUGCUUGUUCUUUUUGUUGUUGUCGUAAAUAUUUCAAUAGAAUUCAUUUCUUAAUGCACUCCUCUUUACUGAUUGAUUGUACUGCCAAAAAUACAUUGUGUACAUUUGAGUCACUUUAGAUAAAUUAGACUCCAAUGAUAUUUAUUUUAUUUUCAUCCAAGAGCUGUUGUAAAAAAAAAAAAAAAAAGCUUGAUCUGCCUUAUUCCUUGCUCUCUUUUUUGAUGCACUGUAUUCGAAAAGGCUUCUUGCGCUCAUUACAAACUAUUGGUGUAUUAUGAUACUGUACAUAAAAUGCACCACGUUUUCACGACUGCAUUGGCUUCCUGCCACCUGUCAUACCAUUUAUUGUCAUAAAUGAUAGAGAUAUUACUUCCAUAAAGCGAGUUCUUUGAAAUAAAAAUUGUCAGCGUCCCAUUCA